Messenger RNA from Ostertagia ostertagi, 696 nucleotides. The record is from the annotation of a GenBank genome assembly. Lineage: Eukaryota; Metazoa; Nematoda; Chromadorea; Rhabditida; Trichostrongylidae.
GUCAGUUCCGAAGUGGCCGUAUAUCCAGGUCAAAUUGUCAUCGUCGAUCCCGGCACGGAAUUCGCUUUUGCUCCAGGCAUUGGAUUCACUGUCCAGGAAAAAGGCAAACUCUACCUUAACGGUACAGCAGACCGUCCGAUUCGGCUGUUUGGUGAGUCGACGUGGCGAGGAUUAGUGGUGGCACUCAUAGUUACUGACCACGCGAUAAUAAUCAGUAGCAUCGAGAUCGGGUUGUGGAUAGAUUCUGAAAAAGUGCAGGUGGAAAAUGCUAGAAUCGUGGAUUCAGUGGUACACGGUGUCGAAAUAACAGCAAACGCGCCGUCAGACGUUGACCUUGGCAACUCCGUCAUUGAGCGACCAAAAGGCUCAGGAAUUGGUGUUGAUGAGAGGAAAGGAUCCAUAGCCAUAAGAAAUGUUGCAAUCCGAGACGGCUGGGGUUCCGGUAUAGAUUUCAUAUCACCAGCUGAAGACAUUCGAAUCGAGAACGUUUCAGUGACGAAUGGCUCAUCCUAUUCGAUUCACAUUGUCGAAUUCCCUCUGCUGCCACUGAAAUCGGUUUUACUCCAAAACGUGAGCGUCACCGAUCAGAACCGUGGCCACGCUGGUGAGAUCAAUCAAAAAAUGUAUCGUAGAAAUGUGCUCUUGGAAAUUUCGGAAUGUCCGUUACUGAAAGUGGAGCUUGGAGUUUUCCCCUGA